UUUUACUUCCUCCAGUAACUCUACACUAUACAUCUAAUUACAGUACAAACAAUUGGUGUUUAUUUUGUCUUUUUUAAUUAUGCUGGUGGAUUUUAAUCUUUUGAACCUGCCUGUGAGAAAUAAUAAUGAUCCAAAUCUCUCCAUUACAUUUAUUAAACAGAUGUAAGGAUACAGAGCUCUUUCGCUACUGUUCACUUUAAUCACAAUACACAUUCUAACAGAGUAUAUAUUCAUGUAUUUAUUCACAGUAGUUAGUUUUUUACUUUCAUGUGAUUUGGCAUUGACGUUUUAACAAUACACGCAAUUAAAGUUUAAAAUGAACACGUUUGCAUUUGUUUCUGGGGAAGAUUCGGUGUGAUGAAAACUACAAUAUAACUAUUGUUAUUACUAUAAGUAUUAACUAACUGGUCUAAAUCAAUUGAAGAUACAUUAAUGGUGUUGUUUUGAUUCAAUUAUUAAAGUGAAAGUAUUACAACAUACAUUGAUGUACCAUACACAUUUAAAUUACAUUACGACGUUACAAUAUACGCAGGUAGCAGAGUUCUGCGACAUUUCCGGUCGCUGAUGUGCAGUUUUGCUUUGCGGCAGUUGAGACAAACACAAGACUCACUUGUGGCGGCGAGUUAUUUACUGAGUUAUUUACUGAUGUUUUCACCCUGGAGGCGAACAGAGAAGGAAACGACUCGAGAUACGACAGCCUGAAGGAGCCUGCUGGAGGACAUGACCGCCAACACCACGCGAGAAGCAGCCGCGCGCCUCCAGUAGGCAGCCAAGCUAACCUAGCCUAGCCGCCAGCUAAGCUAACCUAGCCGCCAGCUAAGCUAGCCUAGCCGCCAGCUAAGGAAGCCCGUUCGCAGCAUGUUUUGAGUAGAAGCGGACAUACGCUCGAUGUGACCAACGCGCCCCGACAGACGGCACGUUUCUCGGCGCUGGCCGGCGGCCCCCGGCCGGUGACGGCGAUGUGGCUCCAGCAGAGACUGAAGGGGCUCCCGGGCUUGUUGUCCAGCAGCUGGGCGAGGAGGCUCCUCGUAGGGCUGCUGCUCUUCCUCAUCUUCUACUGGUACCUGGGAGCGGAGCGGCGGUGGCGGUUCUUCGGCGGCUCGGUGCUGCCCGGUGGAGCGGCGGGACAGUGUCUCCUGGCGGAGGUCCACAGGUGGAAGUCUCUCGUGGACCGAGGGGAGGGCGUCUACAGCACAGCCCAGGAACCGCUAGACACGCCGUUCGUAUCGGGGAACGGCCACAUUCUCAUCGACGUCGACUCCAACAAGCUGUGGGUCGCGUCGUCGUCGCAGCCCGGCUCGGCUCCGGUCCACCAGACCGAGUACUCGCCGAGAGUCGGCGUCCACCUGGAGGGGAAGCGGGCCGAGGCCCAGGCCGCCAUGCUGUGGUUCCGGAAGGGCUCCGUGCUGUCGGUGCGCUGCGCGCUGCUGUCCGCCCGGGACUGCGUCACCAUCAGAGAGGAGUUCAUCGCGCACCGCAGCAGACCCAGCGUCUACCUGCAGAGGAUCCACAUCAGCAACCCGUCGGACCACGCCGCCUCCCUGGACGUGUCCUACGACAGCCCCUCCUUUGGAAGCAAGUUCUCCACCAGCGUGGAGAAACUGGAGGACAGGGAGAUCGUGCUCUCCUCUGGCAGGGUGCUGGUGGACAAUGGCCGCCUGGUGCUGGUGGUGGUGGCCUCCAAGAAGGUGAACGGCAGGAUCCAGGUUCCAGCUAAACUAGAGCACAAAGACAACAUCCUGUCGGUGGUGUGGACCUCGGAGCCCAUCGAGCCCUCCAAGCUGGAGGAGACCUUCAGCACCCUCAGAGAUGGAGCCAAGAAGGAGCUGGGGGAGCUGCUGAGGGCAAACGUGGAUGAGCUGGUUGGAGAUCACCAGCAGGCCUGGAUGGACCUCUUCACGUCAGGUGUUGAAAUGAGGAAAAUCACAGACUCCCACACGCCGUCCAGCCGCACGGUGAACACCACCCUCUACUACAUCCUGUCCUCCUCCAUGGCUCCCCUGCUGGACCGGAGGCUGAGCGGCGAGGACCGCGUCCGCCUCGAGUCCAGCCUCAAGUACGCAGACCACUGCUUCAGCGGCCACGCCACCAUGCACGCGGAGAACCUGUGGCCCGAGCGGGUGAGCAGCGCCGCUCAGAUCCUGCAGCUGGUCACGCUGUGGACUCUGACCCUGCAGAAGAGGGGCUGCAAGGUGCUGGUGGCGGCCGGAGCCCACGGCGCCAUGCAGGGCAUGGUGCUCAGCUUCGGCGGCCUUCAGUUCACCGAAAACCACCUUCAGUUCCAGGCUGACCCGGACGUGCUGCACAACAGCUACGCCCUGCGGGGGAUCCACUACAACCAGGACCUCAUUAACCUGGCGGUGCUGCUGGACGGGGAGGGGAAGCCUUUUCUGCACGUGUCCGUGAAGCCGCAGGAGAAACCGGUGAAGCUGUACGCCUGCGAGGCCGGCUGCCUCAACGAGCCCGUGGAGCUGACGUCGGAGUUCAAAGGUCACACCUUCCCCGUGAUGGUGACGCAGCCCAUCACGCCGCUCCUGUACAUCUCCAUAGACUUGCGCCACCUGCAGGAUCUCCGCCACACCCUGCACCUCAAGUCCAUCCUGGCCCACGAGGAGCACAUGGCCAACCGGUACCCGGGCCUGCCCUUCCUCUUCUGGUUCAGCGUGGCGUCGCUCAUAACGCUCUUCCACCUGUUCCUCUUCAAGCUCAUCUACAACGAGUACUGUGGCCCCGGCGCCAAGCCCCUCUUCAGGAGCAAGCGGGUUGGCGUGGUGGCCUGACGCAGAGGGGGACUCCCCACAAUGCAGCCACGGGACUGAGCAGAGCAGCGUGGUCUCGGCUGCAGUGCGAUCACGAGCAGAGUAGCGUCGCCGGCUCGUCGUGGAACACCAAGCACUUGUUGAUCGCAAUGCAACAAAAGAAAAAGCACAAGUGAUCGUUUUUGUUAAAAAUCAGGAGGUCAUGUUUUAUCUUUAAGGCAUUCACUUGGUUCUGACUUGAGUACUGAGUAGCAGUGUUUAUGUAUCUAUAGUACAUCUAAAGUCCCAGACGCAAAUUCUAAAACCGUUCUUUAAGGCGACACAACUCAAACAAGUUUAGUUUGAACAGAAGCCAUUGACUUGUUUUGGGCAAAACACAAUUCAGAAACUUAAAACCUCAAAUCCUACGGCAUGCCUGGGAGAGCGUGCUGAUGUAUAUCUAUAGAUCUAGAUAUAUAUCCACACAUGAACGUGAGCCGUAAUACAGGCACGGUCCUGUUAAAGAAUUCAACUGAAUUAUAUUAAAUGCAUUUGAGUUAUUGAGCGUUCUAUUACUCUUUACUACUGACCUGGUGACCAAUCGGUCUGUUCCUGCUCCCCCUCGCGUUGACUUUCUCUACUCUUCCUGUUCUCCUGCGUUUUCAUGAUGUUUUUUAUUGAAUCACUCGAUUAAAUGAGGAAUAAAUCUCUGGGAUGGCUUUGGCUCUUCACUAAUGCUCUCUGACCCCUGCAUGUCUGUUCAUCUCUUCUGCUCUAACGCUCCCCUCUGACUUCACCAGGUCGCCCAUAAAAGUGAGGAUGACUGCUGUGACGCCGCGAACGCUGUGUGAGUGCUGCAGUGCACGUAAUCAAUGGGAGCUAUUGAGUGAGCUCCUGCUAUCAGAAGAACACUCGCCCAUCUGUUGUGACCAAACGUACCAAACGUACCUGUAACCCACUUGCUCCCAAUCACUGGUUAGAUUUGGGACAUUUGGUACACGGCCGGCUUGAACGUUUGGUUUCGUCCAAGCAACAAAAGAUAUUUGAUUCAUUCUAAACUCGGGUUUAGUAUUUUGUUUAGAUUUUUUUUUCAAAUCAAUGAAAAAAGUGACGUUUGUCUCAGUUGAAGACGGUCAAACUGGUUCUCCUCUAACUCAACGUAAACGCUUUACAAACCAAAGCUUCAAAAUCAGCAGGAGAGACAUUGAAUAAAUCCACACCUUCCCUCCGGGGCCUUCAAUUCCCACAAUGCAACUAGAGGCCGAGUACCGGAGCCUCUGUCCUCAGCAGGGACGAGCAGCAGCGCCUGGACGUCCUGUGGAGACGCCGGGGCCGCUCUGCUGUUGGCUCUCUGUUACCACGGCGCGGUGCUGCUGGGAGUCUGUUUAACGGGAACUUCAUCUCAGCACCUGUCGCAUUCCAGCAGGGGAAGGCGAGCAACGCUUCAGUGCUUCAAACUAGUGUCCUGUGUUUUCACAGGAGCCAACUGCUCCGUGGCUGUGAGAUUUGACCUGGAAUAAGUCCUAAAACCUGAAAGAGAGAUCUAAACAGCUUUUAUUCCAACCUCUUAUGUGAUAUAUGAUAUGAAAUCAUAACCCUCCGGUCAAUCUGGAAGCCUUGAGGUGUCUUUAAAAAGGCAGUGAUUUAGAGGACUAAAGGUCCUCACUUGAAAACGGGUCCUUCGGUAUCUUAGUGGGGAGACGUGAAGUCCUGGUGGUGUCUAUUUCUCCAUGAUCCUCCGAAGCAGAACAUGCAAGUAGCGUAAUGUUUGUCAGUCACAGAUUAUUCUCUGGCUGUGGAGAGAAACGGGGACGCCAACUUUACCACGACUAGAAGAAUACUUUCUCCCUCCGGCUCCCUGUGCGUUGCGUUCUGUCCUUUUAUUUUAAAGAUGUAGUUUGCUUUAAUCAAAGCAGGUAGCGUGAAGGCAACGGGUGUCUGCUAGAGGUCUUUGUGGUGUGAAUUAGAGGUUCAGAUCCUGCUGAAGUAACGCACACUGAACCCCACAGGCUCUUCAUCCAUUAAAUGCUGGAAAAGUGCUUUAUUAAAUCUUUGGUUGUAAUCGACCUGCCAGCGGUGAUGUCAUUUAGAUACAAGGUGGGUGGGUUCUUAUAUAUGAUAUUAAUAUUGUAUCAAAUUUGAAUUAGGCUCAAGCAAUGUGUUGGAAGGCUCUGCUCAGCCUUUUCAGGGUUUGACUUUAGUGGGAACUACUGAGGAAAAAGCCGUAAUCACGUUGGGUUGUACUUGGUGGUUUGUAAUAAGUGUUUGAUUCUGUUUGACGGAAUAAAUCGGUGAAAUUCA
This is a messenger RNA of Gasterosteus aculeatus aculeatus (three-spined stickleback), 5039 nucleotides long. Its product is annotated as KIAA2013 ortholog. The record is from RefSeq and is a predicted model, not a curated record. Lineage: Eukaryota; Metazoa; Chordata; Actinopteri; Perciformes; Gasterosteidae.